Molecule: messenger RNA, 1764 nt
Organism: Necator americanus (New World hookworm)
Lineage: Eukaryota; Metazoa; Nematoda; Chromadorea; Rhabditida; Ancylostomatidae
Exons: 16
Coding region: 1-1764 (587 amino acids)
Source: RefSeq, a predicted model, not a curated record
AUGGACGCGAAAUCGUCGUCCUUGUCGCUGAAUCGCUUCUUAAGGAGGCGCGAUUCCGUCGUUAAUCUUUGCCGUUUCUGUCCCACUAUCGCGGCGACGCCGAUAGAGCACAUAAUAGUCGCGGAGACAGGUCACUCACUGAAAACUGCAAUUAUUCUCCUCCUCAUGUCCGUCUCAAGGUUGAAAAUCCUCGUACUAUCGAUUUUUCUGCAAAGAGUUUUUGGGAACGCCAGCGAAGGAUUUGAGGACAUAACAUCAGCCAAUAUUUUUUCGGAAAGAGACGAAUUUCCUCCUCCUUCCACUUUCGAGGAUUCAUUUGCCGCCUCAUCUAAACAGCAGCCUCCGGAAACCGCCAAGGAUGGCCACAUACUUCACAACUAUUUCCAAAAGAAGAGGGAAAAACUUGACAAGAAGUUGAACAAAUAUGCAUCGCCUCCUAAGCACUUGAGCGACAUGAUAUCUUCCAAUAGUGGCUAUGGCGAUCCAACGAGUCGAAGGUCAUCAAACGUUAGAGUCAAUCGAGAUUCUGAAGAAGAUCGUCAAGUGAUCGCAGGAAUACCGGACUUGAACGAUCCUUGUUUCCGCCGUUAUGCCAAUUGCAUCAUCGUCAACGCGCAACCUUUUGAAAGGCGUUCAUCACUAUCGCUGCUUCACUGCAAAUCUUAUUGUAUCCGCAGUCAAACAGGAGCCUACAGUUGCCGAUCUUUUGUAUACGAUAAUAUAAACCAGGUUUGCGAUCUCUUUGCUCACGUUGGUGAUCAGGCUCCAGCUCGGCUGUUGAAAUUUCAAAGCCGAGACUAUUUUGAACCUACACAUGCAUAUCAAUGCAUGAAUUUCCCUAUAUCUUCUACUACGACUACUCAUGUCCCAACCACCAUUAAAACAACGACUGUGGCGCUGUUGCCGGCUCGUCCCACACUGCCUGUCGAUCACAUUGUGGCUCGAGCGACGAAAGUGGAUCGUCGGGAAGACUCUGAAAAGAUCGUGAAAGCGAAAGAGGUGAACGAAUUGACGAAACAAAACCAUUCCAGCGCCACCUCUGCAGCUAGAUCGUAUUGCCCGUCGGGGAAGAGAAUCAGUUUUCUACGAACCGAAGGAUUUGAACUGUAUAAAAAUGACGAUAUAACUCUUCCUGUGACACACGUGGAUGAAUGCGUUGUUGCGUGCGAAAGAAACAUUGUUUCUGGACAAGCGCUCGACUGCAGAUCCUUCGACUACUCCUCAUCUUCCUGUUCGUUCUCAUCAGAAACGGCAGUUCCUGUUGGAAAUGGCCAGCUUAAGCAGCGCGAUGAUUCAUACUACUACGAGAAAAUAUGUGUAGCAGAGAGCGCGGUGAAGAACUGCUCACCUACAUUCACGCGAUUUCCACAAAUGGUACUCGUCGGCUUCGCUGAAGCUGUAGCGGAUGCUGCAUCUUUUGAAUCUUGUUUUGAAUACUGUCUCGAUAGUCAUGCAACGUUUGGUUUUAACUGUUCCAGUGGAAUGUACUUCUUCGAGGAAGCGCAACUUAACUGCGUUCUAAAUUCGGAGGAUCGACACACUCAAAAGGACCUGUUCACUGAAGAAAACACAGAUAUUGUGGACUACUUCGAAAUCGGAUGUCAAGAACCAAGAGGAAAAGCAAGGAUGAGAGCAGCAAAAACGUUUGCUUGGGUUAUAAAUAUCGAGUGCUUGGUGAGUAAUGAUACCAGUGUUCGAAAACAUUCGUCCUUGCCACGCCUAAAAGUUGCCCAGUGGCUUCUCCUCGAUCGAGAAUGGUCAUAG